Molecule: messenger RNA, 885 nt
Organism: Osmerus eperlanus (European smelt)
Lineage: Eukaryota; Metazoa; Chordata; Actinopteri; Osmeriformes; Osmeridae
Product: sperm acrosome membrane-associated protein 4-like
Exons: 1
Coding region: 305-664 (119 amino acids)
Biological process (GO): sperm-egg recognition
Cellular component (GO): membrane
Source: RefSeq, a predicted model, not a curated record
ACAUCAUGGAGUCUCAGGGAAAACAAAGGUGAAAAACUUUAGUUCUCAACUUUACUUUAAACGUCUCAAUGGCAUGUCAGUGCAACUGUUGUUUUCAGUCGAGCCACAGGUCUUACGGGAAUUCAUAUAAGCGGAAUCUUAAAAUUUUAAAUUGGGUGGAUGAGUAUUGUACACAUGAUCAUGUAUACGAUGACAUGCCAGUUGUGGUACAUUGAAUUCCAGCGUGUGUGUCAGUGUUCCCUCUGCCCAGUCCCUCUCCCCGUUUAACCUCCUACAGUGUGUCCUGCUGGCGUCCCUGUUCUUCAUGCCAGGCAUGGCCAGGAACAUGCUGCUGUGUAACUUUAGCGCCCUCCAGUUUAAAGACAAAGCCUUUCUCAACGUAACCACAGAGUGUCUCCCGCACCAGAGCUGUUCCACCAGCAGGGGGCUCCGUGGAUCAGAGCACAUGGUGUCUGCCCAGGGCUGCGUCGCCUCGACGCGCUGCGGAACCUUCCAGCUCGUCUCGUACCGCGGGGUGACCUACAAUGCCAGCUACACCUGCUGCUGUAGGGAGCGCUGCAACCAGCCCCCCAGCCCAGACACCCAACUGAGAAGGCUUCUGGGGUUGACCAGGGAGCCCACACCCAGCCCCCUGGACGCCUGUCCCACACCAGCUACCUUGUAGAGCCACACAGGGUGUGUUUGCUGGGCAAGACGAGAGGAAAAACGAAGCGUCAGUCUACAAUACUUGAAACUGUCAGACUGGGCCACAGUUCAACCAAGUGUAUUCACAUGUUACUUAGUUAUAAUAUGUGUACACAAACAAAUUAGUAGAUUCUACUGGGAUUUAGGAGUGUUUACUUGUAUGUGAUUUAUCACUAGAGAGGGACAGUGGGUUAGCCACUC